CCAAACAGGAAGAUGGUGAUGCGUUGGCCGAGUGCUGCAGCUGUUAAAUGGUUGCUGUUGAUGCUCCUAUGGCAGUGGACAGUGCUGGGCCACCUCGGCUGGGUUCUGGCCCUGGCUGAGGGACAGCAGAGUAAGAACCCCUCACUCACUGCUGCCAGCACUGGACGCCAGAUUGGCGGCCACCUGGAUUGGCUACUGUCCGAGAAGGGACCUUUCCACCGUUGUCCUGAAUACACAGAGUUCAAAGAACGCUUCCAGCAGGGUUUCUCCACACGCUAUAAGAUCUACAGGGAAUUCAGCCAUUGGAAAGUGAACAGCUUGGCCACAGAGAAGAGGGCCUUUUUUAAGGCACCCUUGCCGCUGGCGCCGGAGUUUCUACGCAACCUGAGGUUGCUGGGCCGAAGACCAAGUCUGCAGCAGAUCCACGAGAACUUGAUCAAGAAAUAUGGAACUCACUUUUUGGUGUCUGCUACGCUAGGAGGAGAAGAAUCGUUGACAAUCUUCCUGGAUAAGCAGAAGCUCAGUAAGAAAUCGGUGGGACAAGGAAACAGCUCUGUGGUCUCCCUGGAAGUACUGCAUCAGUUGGCUGCCUCUUAUUUCACAGACCGUGAGAGCACCUUGAGACGACUUCACCACCUACAGAUAGCCACCUCCGCCAUAAAGGUAACAGAAACUAGGACCGGGCCCCUUGGAUGCAGUAACUAUGACAGCCUUGAUUCUGUUAGCUCUGUCUUGGUACACAGUCCUGAAAAUAAAAUACAGCUAAAAGGUUUACAGGAUGUCCUUCCAGAAUUCCUCCGGAACCGUUUUGUGGAGGCUGCUCUCAGCUACGUGGCAUGCAACUCUGAGGGGGAGCUUUUGUGUCGUAACAAUGACUGCUGGUGCCGCUGCUCUGCCAAGUUCCCAGAUUGUAACUGCCCCUUUGCUGAUAUUAAAGUCAUGGAGGAAAAUCUGCACAAAAGCAAGGAAUCCUGGACCAACUUCAACACCGAAUUCAUGGAAUCAGACGAAUUCAAGGCCUUCAUGAAAAAACUACCAACAGACCGUUUUUUAAACACAUCCUUGGUAUUCAAGUUUUGGACAGCAGAUGCAGCUCUCCAGAGGCGCUACAUCCAAUUGGAGAGCAGCACCAAUUUGAUUCUUGGGAAAGCCCAGAAGAUUGUGAGGAAACUCUUCACUCUGAGCAAGCGAUGUCCCAAACUGCCAAGGAUCAGCCUCCCAAGAGAAAGGUAUAACAUUACGCAAAUGUCUCUCUUCUUGUUUCACGAAUUAGCCCAUUUUAAAUACCUAAUAUUGUGCUCUUUUCUCUUUAGGACACCAGGAUUUUGGCUGAACAGGGCCCAGUCACUCCUGUACUGCAAUGAGCAUGGAGUCCUGGGCACGUUUUCAGAGGAGGUGCAGAGCUGCACCUGCACUGCAGAGCACAGUAGUGCCUGCCAGGGGACAGUGCCCUGUGAGGUCGGAGAAGGGUCAUCCUGCCUCUCAUGUGCCCCAGACAACAUCACACGCUGUGGCUCCUGCCACCUUGGCAACAUCCUGCACCUGGGCUCGUGUCGGCCCAACAUAGCAAACUCUCUGGACCACUACCUGAACAUUGACUUUGACAUGCCGGAUGCAGAGUUCAAGUACCUGCUCCAGCGGCUGGACAGUCGCAUGGAGGUCCAUGCCAUCUACAUCAGCAAUGACGUGCGUCUGGGCAGCUGGUUCAACCCAGCCUGGAGGAAACGCAUGCUCCUCACUCUAAAGAGCAACAAAAACAAAUCCAACCUCAUUCAUAUGCUAAUGGGUAUCUCAUUCCAGAUCUGUUCUACUAAAAACAGUACCCUGGAGCCUGUGCCUGCCAUCUAUGUCAACCCAUUUGGGGGUAGCCACUCAGAGAGUUGGUUCAUGCCUGUCAACCAGCAGGACUUCCCAGACUGGGAAAGAACUAAGGUGGAUGUCUCUCUGCAGUGCUACAACUGGACACUGAUGCUGGGCACCAAGUGGAAGUCCUUCUUCGAGACGGUGCACAUUUACCUGCGCAGCCGCAUCCUGACAGAUGACCCCACCAUCAACGAGACCCUUUUCUACGAACCCCUGGACCUAGAUGACCACACGUCCAACCUGGGCUACAUGAAGAUCAACAAUCUCAAGGUGUUCGGCUACAGCAUGCACUUUGACCCCGAGGGCAUCAAAGACCUGAUUCUGCAGCUGGACUACCCUUACACGCAAGGCACCCAGGAUGCAGCCUUUCAUAUGCUGCUGGAGAUGAGAGACCGCAUCAACCGGCUCUCCCCGCCUGGAUUGCAGGCAUUGGACCUCUUUUCAUGUCUGCUCCGCCACAGGCUCAAGCUCUCCACUAGUGAGGUGGUGCGCAUCCGAGACUCCCUCCAGAUUUUCAACUCCAAGCUGCCCAAUUCCUCGGAGGCAGAGCUGGGCCAGUUGUGCAGCUAGCUCAGUCUAAAUUAGAGUCCAGAGAGUGCUGUGCUGCGCUGCUGGUUACUCUUCAGUCAGUUGCCAAUUUAUCCAUCUGGUUUGGAAAACAUGCACAUAUAUUUCUCUGAGAUGUCUAGAGCAUUCCUAUACACUGGUUGACAGAGCUCGGAGUGUGUUGGCUCUGUUGGAUGUGAAGUGAUGUCAUGACAACAGAUUUUGCUUUGCACAGAUAGAGUUUUUAAUAUAAAGAGCGAGGAACUGAGUUUGGAAAAUAAUUGCUCUGGAUUGUUCAUCUGUUGGCAGUAAGUUGAGGAAACAGAAGAGGAUUUCCCUUUCUAACACUUUUUUCUUUGUUUACAGAAUGAUUUCAUUUCAAAGAGUCUGAUGGGCUGAAUGAGUUGAUUAUGCUUACAAAAUGACACAU
This is a messenger RNA of Oncorhynchus nerka (sockeye salmon), 2839 nucleotides long. RefSeq names its product BMP/retinoic acid-inducible neural-specific protein 3-like. The transcript is spliced from 7 exons. Gene Ontology annotation, biological process: negative regulation of mitotic cell cycle; positive regulation of neuron differentiation; cellular response to retinoic acid. Lineage: Eukaryota; Metazoa; Chordata; Actinopteri; Salmoniformes; Salmonidae. Gene Ontology annotation, cellular component: neuronal cell body; dendrite; cytoplasm. The record is from RefSeq and is a predicted model, not a curated record. Bases 13 to 2433 code for a protein of 806 amino acids.